Messenger RNA from Sphenostylis stenocarpa, 1512 nucleotides. The record is from the annotation of a GenBank genome assembly. Lineage: Eukaryota; Viridiplantae; Streptophyta; Magnoliopsida; Fabales; Fabaceae.
AUGUAUUUAUGUAUGUAUGCAGAUCCAGAUGCUGAGGUGAUAGCACUCUCUCCCAAGACUCUAAUGGCAACAAACAGGUUUAUAUGUGAAGUGUGCAACAAAGGGUUCCAAAGGGAGCAAAACCUACAGCUUCACAGAAGAGGACACAACCUGCCAUGGAAGCUAAAGCAGAAGACUAAUAAAGAGCCAAAGAGAAAGGUUUAUCUGUGUCCUGAGCCCACAUGUGUUCACCAUGAUCCUUCAAGGGCUCUUGGAGACCUCACUGGUAUCAAGAAACACUACUCUCGCAAACAUGGUGAGAAGAAGUGGAAGUGUGACAAGUGCUCCAAGAAGUAUGCUGUUCAAUCAGAUUGGAAAGCACACUCCAAAACCUGUGGCACCAGAGAGUAUAGAUGUGACUGUGGCACCCUCUUCUCAAGACGUGACAGUUUUAUCACUCAUAGGGCCUUUUGUGAUGCUCUAGCACAUGAGAGUGCAAGACACCCUUCCAACCUGAACCCUUUGGGAACUCAUCAUCUGUAUGGCACAAACCACAUGAGCCUAGGUCUUGGUGCCCAACUUCAGAACCAAACAGCCACUGCUAACAGCUUAUUGAGCCUAGGAAGUGCACCAAAGUUUGAGCACUUAAUCUCUCCUAAUCUGCACCACUCAUCUUCAUUUGGAGUGCAGUCACCACCCCAGUCAUCAUUCUUCAUGACUGACCCGAACCAAGCAUUUCAAGACCUUCAGUCUCAGCAGCAAGCACCAUUAUUCUCAACCAAACAACUCCAUGGUCUUAUGCAACUCCCUGAUCUUCAAGGAACCACCAAUAACUCCACUUCUGCUUCACCAGUGUCUGCUUCAGCUAAUAACGCCAAUCUCUUCAACCUCGGCUUCUUUCCUAAUACCAAUACCAGCGGCAGCAUAAUCAAUGACCAAUUCAGCAACAUAAGUGGAGGCAAUAACCAAGGAACAACAACAUUCUAUAGUACUAGUAGUCCUGCAAGUAACCAAGUUGGUUCAGGCUUCUCUUCACUCUUUGGAAAUUCAUCUUUGCCACAAGAUAACAUGUCCCCUCACAUGUCAGCCACUGCACUGCUUCAGAAAGCUGCUCAAAUGGGUUCAACCACAACCACCAAUGGUCCCUCCUCUCUACUGAGAGGAACAGAAGAAUUGGGUGUAAGGUCAGGCAUGGAGAAUGAGCGCAGUAACCAUCUACGCGGGUUGAUGAACUCUCUUGUCCAUGGAAACGCUUCCAUAUUUUGCAAUGUGAAAGGGAACGAAAACAACCUUGGCCAGUUUCACAACGUGGUGGAGGAGCCUAAGAAGAUGUCACAAAAUCUUGGUGUGUGCUUUGGAGGGUCUGAUAAGUUGACCUUGGACUUUUUGGGGGUUGGAGGAAUGGUCAGAAACAUGAACAGUAGUGGGUUCUCACAAAGAGAGCAACAACACUCCAUGGGAACUAUGAGCCCCCUGGAUCCUAAAUUGGAAUCAGCACAAGCAAACCAACAAUUUGGAACCUCAACACUCUAA